Spirometra erinaceieuropaei is the source of this 3320-nucleotide messenger RNA. The record is from the annotation of a GenBank genome assembly. NCBI's taxonomy places the organism in Eukaryota, Metazoa, Platyhelminthes, Cestoda, Diphyllobothriidea, Diphyllobothriidae.
AUGUUCGACAGCGCCCAGGCAUGCGCAAUCUACAAACGCCAGGCCAGAAAACCGAUCCACUUCCAGUAAGUUGCCCUCGACGAAUACAGAUGGUGAAGUGGCAAGAACGUAUACAGUACAAUUAGACUCUGGAUUCCACCAGCAUGACCUGCAUUUUCUCCAUGUUCAAACAGAUUAGGCUCUGAUUAACUAGUCCCCAUGUGAAAACACGUGAUUAGCACCUGUCAAACAGACUCCGUAAUGGUGGAGUCGUUACACUUGCUCGCAAUGUAGGUGAAUACAGAGGAAGCCAGACCAGAGUGUUAGGGGGCGCUCACCGACUGUCCUUACGGAACUCACUCGUUCCGUUGUGCCUUAUGGACUCUCUCUCGAGCCCAACCAGCAGCCGCACAGCGGCGCAUGAUAUAUAGGCAGAAUGGUAUUGCCGACAAAGACAAGGGAGACUGGAAUGGCCAUUUCUGGCUUAUUAUUAUUAUUAUUGUUUGGGCUCGAGGGAGAGUCCAUAAGGCACAACGGAACGAGUGAGUUCCGCAUGAACGAUCGGUGAGCGCCCCCUAACAUUGUAUAUUCCCGAUCGAAAACCGACAAGGCAACGGGCUCGUGGCCCGGUGAGUAGAGGCGUUGACUUCUAAAUCAACAGGUCGCGAGUUCGAGGCUCGGGUGUUCCACACUUCGGGCUUGGGUAUGGCUGGCUGACGACGGCUAAUAAACCAGAAAUGGCCAUUCCAGUCUCCCUUGUCUUUGUCGGCAAUACCAUUCUGCCAGACCAGAGUCUUGAAAUCUAACUCAGCCACCUCGAAGUCAAUCAGGUGUCCUGGCCUGGUGAUCCGCCGUUGAAAGGCAGAUCGGGAUCCUUUAUGGGGGACGGAGUGUGAAAGGAGGAAGCGGAGAGAAGGCUAGCAAAGGACAAACCCUGCGGACCACCAUAAUCACACUAUGAUCGUCGUUACUAUAUUGCCCACUACCAAUGCCUAUUCACGGGCCCAAAUGGAUCACGUUGGACCCCUUCGGGUGCAACACAAUUUUAAUCGGGUCAUCCACCUCCCUAUCGCACAUACCGCAUGCACAACAAAACUGCUUCAUCCCCGGAAUAUUGACCCACACCUGACCUCACGGUGGCCUCAUAUUCUAGGUCCGUCUCGCUCAAGUAGCAUUUCGUCUUGCCAACGACAAUGCGAGCACCGCCAGAAAACAGGGAACAACCGUCUGUCCUGCAGACGGGACUGUCCUGUGGCUUCCCAGCAUUGAAAAAUCGAGUGAUAAAUACAAGAGGCGCCCUCACGGCAUACCAGUGCAACCUGCAGUACAAUAAAAAUGACAAGCUAGAAUUUAUCACUACGUGUUAAGCGUCGAGGAUUUGAAGGUUGUAAACUGAUGGGGAAAUUCGCUCAUGCUCAGGACUGAGACUUCAACUGCAAAGGCUCCUUUCUAAAGUGACCUUCUUGGCACUCUCACGCAUGCAAGAUCCGUGCCGCCCAUGUUAGAGUUCGAACCAGAUCGUGUGUGUGUGUGUGUGCUUGCAGGUGAGACUACACCUAGCGUCCAUUUGCUGGCACCCAACUCUCACCUGUGGCUCCACGUAGCUGGGCUCUGCUCAGCGGCCACACCCCGGGCAACCGCCUCGACCGGCGGGCUAAACCAGGUGAGAGCGCUGUGCUCUUGUGCCGCGUGCACAGUGUACUGCGGGCUCCGCUGGACGUUUGGUCGGAUGAAGCGUUGCGCCGGCGUCGUCGAGACGAGGCUCUGCCUGGUACGCCGUUGGAGAGCUGCUGCCGGGAUGGGUCCCCGCAUCGCCUUCGCUGAGACGCGCCCACCUACGCCGACGGAGACCGCAGACCUCGGCAUAUGCGGUAGUUCUCCACUACAAACAUAAAGUCGUGGUCCCAUAGUGGGAUUCGGUCGCGCCAAACAGGCACACAGGCAGCCCGAUUCGGGGGACACUGCCUGUCCCCAUUACGGGGGAGGGCCUAGAAAAGGUGGCCUAAACAUUACUGGGCACCACGCCGUCUCCAGGCUAGCCAGGGCCGCAGACGUCUAAACAUGGUCGAAACACUCAAAACCGAAACAACAACACAACCAAUAAUAACAACAACAACAACUAUACUCCUUCUCCUCAUACUACCUCUUCUAACUCUAUCUCCGUCUAUUCUUCUGCCUAUACUUCUCCUUCGUCAUCUUCUUCUCCACCUCCUUCCCGUCGCCCCACUCGUUUUCCCCAGACUGACAGGGUGAGCCCGCUCACUCUGGCAGCCUGGAAUGUUCGUUCCCUUUUAGACAAUCCGAGGAGCAACCGACCGGAACGAAGGGCGGCGCUAGUGGCACGAGAACUGGCGCGCUACAAGGCGGACAUCGCCGCACUCAGCGAGACCCGAUUCUCCGAACAAGGCCAACUGGAGGAGGUGGGUGCCGGUUACACCUUCUUCUGGAGUGGUCGAACCAGGGCAGAGCGACGAGACGCGGGCGUCGCCUUCGCCAUCCGGGCCGACAUCGUGGGACGACUGCCCUGUUUGCCGCAGGGAAUCAAUGACCGCAUGAUGAGUCUCCGCCUGCCUCUCCGGCGAGGAGGCAAGUUCGCCACCAUCAUCAGCGCCUACGCUCCGCCGAUGAGCAGCCCCGACGUCGCCGCAAGAGACAAAUUCUACGAGGACCUGCAUGCCCUCUUGGCGACUGUGUCGAAGGCGGACAAGUUGAUUGUCCUUGGCGACUUCAACGCUCGCGUCGGCACAGACCAUACUGCCUGGAGGGGAGUGCUGGGUCCUCACGGUCUCCGCGGCUCCAACGUCAACGGUCUGCUGCUCCUCCGCACCCGCGCAGAACACCGCCUUAUCCUGACGAACACGUUCUUCUGUCUGCCGGAGCGAGAGGAGGCCACCUGGAGGCAUCCUCGGUCGCGUCAGUGGCACCUACUGGACUAUGUCCUCGUUCGGAGGCGAGAUCAGCGGGACGUGCUGGUGACGAAGGCGAUCGCGGGUGCUGACGGGUGGACCGACCAUCGCCUCGUCAUCUCGAAGAUGCGUAUUCGCCUACAGCCUCGCAGGAGACCACAAGGUAAGCGACCCCCAGGUAAGCUGAAUGUUGCUUUGUUGUCUUUGCCUGCUCACCGUCUCCAUUUCAGCAAUGAGCUAGCUCAACGGCUAGACAAUUUUCCUAUCGCUGCCGCCGACGACGCCGCCGCCGCUGCCGAGAACACCUCCGUGGAAAACCGCUGGUGUCAACUGCGAGACACGGUCCAGUCGACGGCGCUCGCCGUCCUCGGUCGCGCUCCCCGCCAACACCAGGACUGGUUCGACGACAACGACGCCGCCAUCAGCAAUUGCUAG